AUGGGAAAACUCAUCGAACUGCUCUUGCACCCUAGCGAACUGUCUGCUGCUAUCCACUACAAGCUGUGGCGUCAGCCUCUGCAUCCCCGCGAUCUUUCCAAGGAGUCCACUGAGCUGCGACGAUGCUAUGAGCUUCUAGACGUGUGCUCACGAUCAUUUGCAGCCGUUAUUCGAGAACUGCAUCCUGAGGUGCGAGACGCUGUAAUGCUGUUCUAUCUGAUUCUUCGUGCUCUCGACACGAUUGAAGACGAUAUGACUCUGUCGCGUGACAUCAAGAUCCCAAUUCUUCGAGACUUCACGAAGUGCAUGAAGACACCUGGCUGGAAGUUCACCGACUCUGAUCCCAACGAGCGAGAUCGUGUGGUGCUACAGGAGUUUCCUGUGGUUAUGACUGAGUUCAACAAGCUCAAGCCCAAGUACCAGGAAGUAAUCUACGACAUUACCGACAGAAUGGGAAACGGAAUGGCCGAUUACGUCAUUGAUGACGACUUCAACAACAACGGCGUGGACACCAUUGCCGCUUAUGAUCUGUACUGUCAUCAUGUUGCCGGCAUCGUGGGUGAGGGCCUUACCCGAAUUACGAUUCUCGCUGGUUUUGGAACCGACGUGUUGCACGAAAACCCCCGACUUCAGGAGUCUAUGGGCUUGUUCUUGCAAAAGGUCAACAUCAUCCGAGACUACAGAGAAGACAUUGACGUGAACAGAGCUUUCUGGCCUCGAGAAAUCUGGCACAAGUACGCCGAAGAAAUGCGAGAUUUCAAGGACCCGAAGUAUUCCAAGAAGGCCUUGCAUUGCACCUCCGAUCUGGUUGCAAAUGCCCUCGGACAUGCCACAGACUGCCUCGAUUACCUCGACAACGUCACCGAUCCUUCAACCUUCACUUUCUGCGCCAUUCCCCAGGUCAUGGCCAUUGCUACCCUGGACUUGGUCUACCGAAACCCCGACGUUUUCCAGAAGAACGUCAAGUUGCGCAAGGGAACUACUGUCAGCCUGAUUCUUGAGGCCAGCAACGUUUCUGGAGUAUGUGACAUUUUCACUCGAUACGCCCGGAAGGUGUACAAGAAGUCCGACCCCAAUGACCCCAACUACUUCCGAGUGUCUGUGCUCUGCGGUAAGAUCGAGCAGCAUGCGGCUCUGAUCAAGAGACAGCGAGGACCCCCCGCUAAAACCAUUGCACAACUGGAAGGUGAACGAAAAGAGAUGGCCCUGUCGCUAAUUGUCUGUUUAGCAGUUAUCUUCUCGAUGUCUGGACUGAUGGCUUAUAUCGCCUACGUGUCUGGAUUCAGAUGGUCACCCCGAGAGAUUUUCGACUCUAAGAUGUUUCCUCUGAGAGAUUAG
This is a messenger RNA of Yarrowia lipolytica CLIB122, 1338 nucleotides long. RefSeq lists its product as uncharacterized. Gene Ontology annotation, molecular function: squalene synthase [NAD(P)H] activity. Gene Ontology annotation, cellular component: endoplasmic reticulum membrane. Lineage: Eukaryota; Fungi; Ascomycota; Dipodascomycetes; Dipodascales. Gene Ontology annotation, biological process: farnesyl diphosphate metabolic process; ergosterol biosynthetic process. The record is from RefSeq and is a predicted model, not a curated record.